CGAUUGUGACCAUACCAGAUUCACACUACGACACAGUAGCUCACCAAUCCUAUCUUCCACUUUCCAUACACACAUAUACUUCAUCAUGACUGAUAAGCUUGACAUGCCCCUGGACGAUAUCGUCAAGACCGACCGCCAAAGCAAGAUCGCUGAGCGUAAGGCUAAACAGGCUGCUACACGCGGUGGUGCUUCUGGUGCCAGUGCUGGCGGUGCUGCUCGCCGUGGACGCAAUGCCAGACCUGCCGCCCCUUACGCUAGACCUCAACGUGCUGCCCAACCGCCCCCGCCCGCGCCGAGAGGGCCUGCUUCAACCAAGUUGAUGGUUUCUAACCUCAAUCCCUCCAUUGUAACAGACAAUGAUAUGAAGGAGUUGUUCGGUGGAAUUGGUAAGCUCAGAUCCGCACGCUGCCACUACAACGCCCAAGGCAAAUGCAUCGGAACGGCUGAGGUCAAUUUUGUGCGUGGUGAGGAUGCCGUUAAGGCCCAGCGACAGUACAACGGUCUGCAGUUAGACGGACGCCCAUUGCGCAUCGAGAUCGUCGGCGAUGAUGCUGCCAACAGUCAAGCUAGUGUCGUAAACCGAAUAACUCCUCAGGGAAACCGUCAGAGAGCUCCUGUAAACGGGCACGACGAUCGCAUGGGUAACCAAGCAACGACCAAAGCGUGCCACAACUGUAACAAGGUAGGGCAUCUAAAGGCUGAGUGUCGCUCAGCACCCCGAGGCGCACCUUCUGCGUCCAGAGGAGAGAAUGCUCGUGGGCGUGGUGGUAAAGGAACACGUGGCGGCAGAGGUGGAAAGGGAGGAGGCAGGGAGAAGAAGGAGAACAAAACCUCGGAACAGCUUGAUGCCGAGUUGGAUAGCUAUAUGGAGGAUGCUGCGGGUGCGGAGGUAACGGCUUAGAGUGCCAGAGAUAUGAUACAGGCGAUCACAUUGGACACGCACAAUAUUAGCAUACAUACGUACCAGAUAAAUUAUAUUACAACAGUAUAACACUGAAAGAAACAGUAUACGAAAACAGUCUGAGCGAUUCGUAUCAAAUAUUGGAGCAUGGAAUACUGACACGGAACUUGUGCUCAGAAUGACGUGACUUACUAGAAAUUGUUAAGCCUAUAUGCACAACAUCUGCUCUGGUUAGAAGGGUGGGAUUUCACGUGGUUUAUAUAGGGAAGACAGAGCAAAUGGCUUUCCCACCCACACUCGGUACUAAGAAAGUACGACUUACAGAAUCUAAAUAAAGAAAAAUGAACUGAAU
Messenger RNA from Sphaeroforma arctica JP610, 1253 nucleotides. RefSeq lists its product as hypothetical. The transcript is spliced from 5 exons. Lineage: Eukaryota; Ichthyosporea; Ichthyophonida. Gene Ontology annotation, biological process: mRNA export from nucleus. Gene Ontology annotation, molecular function: mRNA binding; zinc ion binding. The record is from RefSeq and is a predicted model, not a curated record. Gene Ontology annotation, cellular component: nucleus. Bases 86 to 901 code for a protein of 271 amino acids.